CUUUCAACCUAUUGAGAAGGAAUGCCACGAAGCAGGGAAAGGGUCACUUGGUCUAUUUGCACCCUAAGCAGCAAUGUCAUCUAACAGACAGGUUGUCUCAACCAACCAGACUGGAGCAGCUACGAGUGCUACAUCUUGGCACUCCAAAGCUAUUGGCUCCUCUCUGGGGAGUCGAGGGUGUUCAGUUAUUAAUGACCGCUGAGCAGGCAGCACCAUGUCAGUGUGACAACUGAUCGGGUGAACGAUGCACCACUAACCACCAUGGAAACAAGGAGAAAGAAGAAGAAAAGCUAGCAGGCAUCGCUCUUGCUGGCUGGCUGGCUCGCUCUCCCUCUCCCUCUUCUCUUCCUCUCCCCUCCUCCAUUGGAUUGUGAGCUACCCACAGUCGGUGACAAGAGCUCUUGGAAAAAAAGUAAAGGAUCUCAGCCUGCUGCACAGAGAUUCCCUCCUAUUCCAGGAUCUAUCGAGACAACCAUAACGCACACUAUCAGUGCAUGCAUCGAAUCGGCUGGCUGGCAUUAGCAUCACGAUGUGGCUACCAGAACUAAGGGAUCCAAAUAUGUCGGAGUGUUCCAGGAGGGAAACUACUCUUCUCGGGUGUAUUUUCCAACACAACAAAAAUGACGGAAAACAUUGAAUCUAAAGCGUAUACUGUGAUAUAAAGAGGUUUGUGUUCAUCUCUACAACCAUCUGGAUGGACCUCAGUUUCAAAUCCAUUUUGCCAUCAAUCCUAGUGAAGAGAACACUACAAUUCCUCAAUAUGCCUCUCCUGAUUGAAGCAAGUGAUUGCAAGGGGGCAACUUAUACCCAAGAAGCAGAGGGAUUUUAUAUUUCUUCAGCAUAUACCAUUUGACAAAUGCAAGUGCUUGCCUUAUCAAAUGACCAAUUCCUUCUGUACUUAAAAACUGUAAUUGUGCAAUCAUUAAGGGCCAAUUACCUUUCUAGAAUAGAGAGCUAAGAUGAAGGACAUCCCACUCAAAAUUCACCUUAUACUUGGUCUAACAAUAAUUGCACUAGUGCAUGCUGUAGAUAAAAAAACAGACUGCCCACAGUCAUGUAUGUGUGAGGUAAGACCAUGGUUUACUCCAAGAUCCAUAUACAUGGAAGCCUGGACAGUGGACUGCAAUGAUGUAGGUCUCUCUACUUUCCCAGCCCAACUGCCUGCUAAUACGCAAGUUCUACUUCUACAAGCUAACAACAUUCAAAAAAUUGAAUACUCAAAAGAAUUUCCAGUAAACCUCACUGGUUUGGAUUUAUCUCAGAACAGUUUGUCCUCGGUGGCUAAUAUUGAACUUCGCAAGAUACCGCAGCUUCUUUCAGUGUACUUGGAGGAAAAUAGACUUACAGAAUUGCCUGAUGAAUGUCUCUCAGGGCUGAGCAACCUCCAGGAGCUCUAUGUUAAUCACAACCUGCUUUCUGCAAUUGCACCAGGAGCUUUCAUAGGCCUCGAUAAUCUUCUUAGGCUUCAUCUCAAUUCAAAUAGCCUGCAACUGAUCAACAAAAAGUGGUUUGAAGCUAUUCCUAAUCUGGAGAUCCUAAUGAUUGGAGAAAAUCCAAUCAUCAAAAUCGAAGAUAGGAACUUUAAGCCCCUUAUCAAUCUGCGGAGCCUGGUUUUAGCAGGCAUAAAUCUCACAGAAAUACCAGAUAAUGCCUUGGCUGGACUUGAAAAUUUAGAAAGCAUCUCUUUUUAUGACAACAGAUUAGUUAAAGUGCCCCAUAGAGCUCUUCAAAAGGCUACAAAUCUUAAAUUUUUGGAUCUAAACAAGAACCCUAUUAACAGAAUACAAAGGGGGGAUUUUAGCAAUAUGAUACACCUCAAAGAAUUGGGAAUUAAUAACAUGCCUGAAUUGAUAUCAAUUGAUAACUUGGCUGUUGAUAAUCUGCCAGAUUUGAGAAAAAUUGAAGCGACCAAUAACCCAAGAUUAUCGUACAUACAUCCAAAUGCAUUCUACCGACUUCCCCGACUAGAAUCUCUCAUGCUUAACAGUAAUGCACUUAGUGCCCUGUACCGUAGUACAAUUGAGUCCUUGCCCAAUCUUAAGGAAAUCAGCAUACAUAGCAACCCAAUCCGAUGUGACUGUGUCAUCCGAUGGAUCAAUAUGAAUAAAACCAGCAUUCGAUUUAUGGAACCUGAGUCCUUAUUUUGUGUGGAUCCUCCUGAAUUUCAAGGCCAGAACGUUAGGAAGAUUCAUUUCAGGGAAAUGAUGGAAAUCUGCCUUCCACUGAUAGCCCCAGAAAGUUUUCCUUCAAAACUAAAUUUGGAAACAGGCAGCUACAUUUCCCUGCACUGCCGAGCAACUGCAGAACCGGAACCUGAAAUAUACUGGAUAACUCCAUCAGGACAUAAACUUUUGCCCAACACUGUUUCGCUGAAAUAUUAUGUACAUUCAGAAGGCACACUUGAUAUCAGUGAGAUAACACAAAAGGAAAGUGGUCUAUACACAUGCAUAGCAACUAAUUUAGUUGGUGCCGAUUUAAAAUCCAUUAUGAUUAAUGUGGAUGGAUCUUCCUCCCAAGACGACCAUAAAUCUUUGUCCAUUACUGUAGAAAGUGUGCAGUCUCAUUCCAUCCUAUUGUCCUGGAAAGCAAAUUCCAAAAUAGUAAAGCCUGCCAUCAGAUGGACUGCUUUUCCAAAGGAUGGAAGCUCUUUGGCAUCCCGGAGCACUCGAAUCCCAUCCCAUAUCAAAGUCUACAAUUUUACACACCUUACUCCAUCAACGGAAUAUAAAAUUUGUAUGGAUAUUCCUACUGUUCAGUUGCAGGAUGCAAGGCAAUGCAUCAAUGUCACCACAAUAGGAUUGGAUCCAGAAGUGACAAAUUACGAGAAAAUCAACAUCACCAUGUUUCUUGCCUGCCUUGGUACUCUUUUGGUAUUUUUUUGUGUACUGUCUCUCUUCAGUUGCCUCUCCCACGAAAUGAACUGUGAUACAGGACACAGCUAUUUCAGGCACUACCUGAAGAAACAACCCUUUUCCUUCAGUGAGCUUUAUCCUCCUCUAAUCAAUCUUUGGGAUACUGGCAAAGAGAAAAGCACAGCACUUGAAGUCCAAGCAACAGUUAUAGGGGUUCCACCAAACAUGUCAUGAAAUAUCAAGCAUUACUAUACUUGGUGUUUUAUACCGGGCAUGCACAAGACUAUAACUGUGCUCAAUAAAAAGGCAAAAAAAAAGAAACCCUCUAUAAAAAUAAAAACUUGGUUUUUGCUGAUGGUGGUGGCUACAAAUAUAAAAUGUUACCAGUGUGGUAUUUUUAAAAAAACAAAACACCUGUCUUUGAAGAGCUCUGUGCCAACCAAAUUGUUUUCUAGAACUUUAUAAUGUGACUUCUUAUACUCUAAGAGGCACUCAAUACUGUUGAAACAGUGCAAGUAGAUGAGAAAAUUUUCUGUAUUUGUUGUUUUUUUUAAUUAAAUGUAGGAAUAGUGGAACUGAAUAAUGCCCUCCUCCUGUGCUGUAUGACACACAUUAGCCACGAGCUUUUGCAGUGAACUGAUAAAACUAGAAUUGACACGUGGUGUAAUGAAAUGGAUACAUUCUGUAGAGUAGACACAGUGAGUAUGUGAAACUUUUUUAAUGGGGAAAAAUACAAUUUUUGAUUACAACCAAAA
This is a messenger RNA of Anolis sagrei ordinatus, 3607 nucleotides long. RefSeq names its product leucine rich repeat neuronal 3 (gene LRRN3). Gene Ontology annotation, cellular component: extracellular matrix. The record is from RefSeq and is a predicted model, not a curated record. Gene Ontology annotation, molecular function: protein binding. Lineage: Eukaryota; Metazoa; Chordata; Lepidosauria; Squamata; Anolidae.